Messenger RNA from Frieseomelitta varia, 1159 nucleotides. It is a transcript of the gene Jupiter, whose product is annotated as microtubule-associated protein Jupiter. NCBI's taxonomy places the organism in Eukaryota, Metazoa, Arthropoda, Insecta, Hymenoptera, Apidae. The record is from RefSeq and is a predicted model, not a curated record. The transcript has 2 exons. Gene Ontology annotation, cellular component: nucleus. The coding region runs from base 421 to 981 and encodes 186 amino acids.
GAUCCUCAUUCGGCUGCCAGUUUCUCGGCUGUACGCGGCAACGAGUGUUACCUCUGCUCUCGAUCAACGAUAUCUAUCCGUGACCUUAUCAUUUCAAACGAGAAUCUUCAGUCGUUUCGAGGAACCGGGAACAGACGAUCCUUCUCGAACGGAGCCGCACAGCACGUCGAGCCAAACACACGUCCGAGUGGAUUCUCACUCAAACGUUCACGAGGCACACUGCUCGUCGAAGAAUAGUCGAAGAUAGUUGAGAAGCUGUUUCGCCGUGCGUACACGCGAAUCUCGGGGUGAGAGAAAAGAGAGAGAAAGAGAGAAAAGAGAGAGAGAGAGAGAGAGAGAGAGGGAGAGAGAAAGACACACUCUGCAAAGGGUGUACGAGUGAGGUGAUAUCCUUCGGGGGAGAUCGAAGAGGCAAGAACGAUGGCCACUUACGCGACCUACAGACACGUCGAGCUCGACAACGUCGGAUACGGAAAGAAAAGGGUGUUGAAACCCCCUGGUGGCGGAAGCAGUGAUAUUUUCGGCGCGGGUCCCGACGAGACUAGCCCUCGCCGCGUGAAGAACCACAACCAGUCUCAGCUGGGCUCGGCGUUGUUCGGCGACACGCCGAACAACAGCAACAGCAACGAAACGCCGCGCAACAAGCCCGGUAAUGAUUCAUACAAUCGCCUGUUUGGCCCUCCCGAUGCCCCACCCACCAUCCCAAACGCGAAAAAUUACAUGCGCAGCAAUAUCUCCCUCAGCGGGGAGUCGACGUCCUCAUCGGUGUCAUCAGGCGCCGCAACGUCGCCCGCGAAGAGCACCGGAAGUACGGACUCGAUCGCGGGCGUUCUCAACGGAUACACAGCCAGCAAUGGCAACAAUAUGACCAACGAUGUCACAGGUAAGGGUGUUGUAAAUUCUCCUUCCUCGGCAAAGAAAAGAAAAGAAAAGAAAAAAGAAAAGAAAAAGAAAUACAGAAAAAAAGAAAGAAAACAAUAAAGAAGACAGAAACGCAUCCACGACACCCCGCCCUCCUCCUGACGACACCCACACCCCGCAAUUAUGUACGUUGAAGGGAAGGAAAAAAAAAAAAAAGAGGAUUUGGUCAGGUGAACUGGUGUACGGUGCGAGCGCGAGAGAACGCGGCUACGAGCUUUUCUUCUGGGCACUAGCGUGU